Messenger RNA from Nycticebus coucang (slow loris), 417 nucleotides. Its product is annotated as actin-related protein 2/3 complex subunit 1A-like. Lineage: Eukaryota; Metazoa; Chordata; Mammalia; Primates; Lorisidae. Gene Ontology annotation, molecular function: actin filament binding. Gene Ontology annotation, cellular component: Arp2/3 protein complex; actin cytoskeleton. The record is from RefSeq and is a predicted model, not a curated record. Gene Ontology annotation, biological process: Arp2/3 complex-mediated actin nucleation. The transcript has 2 exons. Bases 1 to 417 code for a protein of 138 amino acids.
AUGAAAAAAAUUACCUACACAAAGUUCCAAGGCUACUCCUGCUUUUCUCUUCAGGGCCGUUUAUUUGUCUCAGAGAAUAGCGUUGUGGCUGCUGGCCAUGACUGCUGCACAAUGCUCUUUAACUACAAUGACCGCGGCUGCUUGACCUUUGUGUCCAAGUUAGACAUUCCAAAACAGAGCAUCCAGCGCAACAUGUCUGCCAUGGAUCGUUUCUGCAACAAGGACAAGAGGGCCACGACCAAGGACGGCAAUACAGCCCUGGAGACGCUGCACCGGAAUAGCAUCACUCAGGUGUCUACUUAUGAGAUGGACAAGCAAGAUUGUCGCAAAUUUUGCACUACUGGCAUUGAUGGAGCAAUGACAAUUUGGGAUUUCAAGACCUUAGAAUCUCCUAUCCAGGGCCUCCGGAUAAUGUGA